GUCGCGGUCGCCAGCCCCGCGCCGGGGAGUGCAGGGCGGAAGCGGCGGCCGCGGCCGCGGCGGGCGGCGCUGGGACCCGGGAGCGCCGGGAGAACAAGGGAGCUGGCGCCGCGGCCGGCCGCUGAGCUGGGCUGAACCGCUGGGCCGCGCCGAGCGCGAGCGCCGCCGCCGACGGAGAGGCCCGGCCCGGCCGCCCGAGCAGGCAGCGCGCGGGCCGCCGGGCCCGAGCCGGGGCCAUGGGCGAGACCAAGAUCAUCUACCACCUGGAUGGGCAGGAAACACCGUACCUGGUGAAGCUGCCCCUGCCCGCCGAGCGCGUCACCUUGGCGGACUUUAAGGGCGUCCUGCAGCGGCCCAGCUAUAAGUUCUUCUUCAAGUCUAUGGACGACGAUUUCGGGGUGGUGAAGGAAGAGAUCUCAGACGACAAUGCCAAGCUACCCUGUUUCAAUGGCCGCGUGGUGUCCUGGCUGGUGUCAGCUGAGGGCUCACACCCAGAACCAGCCCCCUUCUGUGCUGACAACCCAGCAGAACUGCCACCACCUAUGGAGCGCACCGGAGGCAUCGGGGACUCGCGACCUCCAUCCUUCCACCCUCAUGCAGGUGGGGGCAGCCAGGAGAACCUGGACAAUGACACCGAGACGGACUCUUUGGUGUCCGCCCAGCGGGAACGGCCACGCCGGAGGGAUGGCCCAGAGCAUGCAGCCCGGCUGAAUGGAACUGCCAAGGGGGAGCGGCGGCGGGAGGCCGGGGGUUAUGAUAGCUCCUCUACCCUCAUGAGCAGCGAGUUGGAGACCACCAGCUUCUUUGACUCAGAUGAGGAUGAUUCCACUAGCAGGUUCAGCAGCUCCACAGAGCAGAGCAGUGCCUCGCGCCUAAUGAGAAGACACAAGCGCCGACGGCGGAAGCAGAAGGUCUCCCGGAUUGAGCGGUCUUCCUCCUUCAGCAGCAUCACUGAUUCCACCAUGUCGCUGAACAUCAUCACUGUCACCCUCAACAUGGAAAAGUACAACUUCCUGGGCAUUUCCAUUGUGGGCCAAAGCAAUGAACGUGGCGAUGGAGGCAUCUACAUUGGCUCCAUCAUGAAGGGCGGAGCCGUGGCUGCUGAUGGACGCAUUGAGCCUGGAGAUAUGCUGUUACAGGUAAAUGAGAUCAACUUUGAGAACAUGAGUAAUGACGAUGCAGUCCGGGUGCUGCGGGAGAUUGUGCACAAACCAGGACCUAUCACCCUGACCGUAGCCAAGUGCUGGGACCCAAGUCCACGUGGUUGCUUCACGUUGCCCAGGAGCGAACCCAUCCGGCCCAUUGACCCUGCAGCCUGGGUCUCCCACACUGCAGCCAUGACCGGCACCUUCCCCGCCUACGGCAUGAGCCCCUCCCUGAGCACCAUCACCUCCACCAGCUCCUCCAUCACCAGCUCUAUCCCUGACACAGAGCGCCUAGAUGACUUCCACCUGUCCAUCCACAGUGACAUGGCUGCCAUCGUAAAAGCUAUGGCCUCUCCUGAGUCAGGGUUGGAGGUCCGUGACCGCAUGUGGCUCAAGAUUACCAUCCCCAAUGCUUUUAUCGGCUCAGAUGUGGUAGACUGGCUGUACCACAACGUGGAAGGCUUCACUGACCGGCGGGAGGCCCGCAAGUACGCCAGCAACCUGCUGAAAGCCGGUUUCAUUCGCCACACUGUCAACAAGAUCACCUUCUCUGAGCAGUGCUACUAUAUCUUCGGAGACCUCUGUGGCAACAUGGCCAACCUAUCCCUCCACGACCACGAUGGCUCCAGCGGUGCUUCGGAUCAGGACACACUGGCCCCCCUGCCACACCCUGGGGCCGCCCCUUGGCCCAUGGCUUUCCCUUACCAGUACCCACCACCUCCGCACCCCUAUAACCCGCACCCUGGCUUCCCAGAACUGGGCUACAGCUACGGCGGGGGCAGUGCCAGCAGUCAGCACAGUGAAGGCAGUCGGAGCAGUGGCUCCAACCGCAGUGGCAGCGAUCGGAGGAAGGAAAAGGACCCGAAGGCCGGGGACUCCAAAUCGGGCGGCAGCGGCAGCGAGUCAGACCACACGACCCGCAGCAGCCUUCGUGGGGCACGAGAGAGGGCCCCCAGUGAGCGCUCAGGCCCGGCGGCCAGCGAACACAGCCACCGGAGCCACCACUCACUGGCCAGCAGCCUGCGCAGCCACCACACGCACCCGAGCUAUGGCCCUCCUGGAGUGCCACCGCUCUAUGGGCCUCCCAUGCUGAUGAUGCCUCCACCGCCUGCAGCAUUGGGGCCCCCUGGAGCCCCCCCAGGCCGUGACCUUGCUUCGGUGCCCCCUGAACUGACCGCCAGCAGACAGUCCUUCCGCAUGGCCAUGGGAAACCCCACCAAGAAUUUCGGGCUCUUUGACUUUCUGUGAGCCCCGAGGGGAGGCCCAGCCUCUGAGGAGACCAGGAGCCCUGCUUCAGCAGCACCUCAGGGCUUCCCAAGGAUGUUCAGCCCCCACACCCACACCACAUCAGGUUCCUGGGCUUCUGGGGAGGGCCCCAGGCUUGCCCCACACAGGUCAGACUGGCCCCUCUCCAGAGAACACACUGUAUCUCUACACACACAC
This is a messenger RNA of Ochotona princeps (American pika), 2588 nucleotides long. RefSeq names its product dishevelled segment polarity protein 3 (gene DVL3). Gene Ontology annotation, biological process: canonical Wnt signaling pathway; intracellular signal transduction. NCBI's taxonomy places the organism in Eukaryota, Metazoa, Chordata, Mammalia, Lagomorpha, Ochotonidae. The record is from RefSeq and is a predicted model, not a curated record. The coding region runs from base 237 to 2393 and encodes 718 amino acids. Gene Ontology annotation, cellular component: cytosol. Gene Ontology annotation, molecular function: frizzled binding. The transcript has 16 exons.